This is a messenger RNA of Danaus plexippus (monarch butterfly), 1552 nucleotides long. RefSeq names its product malate dehydrogenase-like. The record is from RefSeq and is a predicted model, not a curated record. Gene Ontology annotation, biological process: tricarboxylic acid cycle. Gene Ontology annotation, cellular component: cytoplasm; mitochondrion. NCBI's taxonomy places the organism in Eukaryota, Metazoa, Arthropoda, Insecta, Lepidoptera, Nymphalidae. Gene Ontology annotation, molecular function: L-malate dehydrogenase (NAD+) activity. The coding region runs from base 218 to 1423 and encodes 401 amino acids. The transcript is spliced from 7 exons.
CUUUAUCAAUAAAUAUCUCUUUGUAUUUUCCUGUCGAUGUUCUUAAUUUACUUGUCAUCCGAAUUCCGUAUUUUGACAAACCCAAAAAAAGGAUACGUCAACGAUCAACAAAAUGUAAAAUAAGUAAGAAAUAUGUAAAGAAACAAUAACAUAGAACAGAAACUGUUGUACUCCACGAAUUAUAAGUAACAAUCAUUUUUAAUAGUAACUAGCAAGCAUGUUCCGACAAAUGACGCUCCUCCUGAGAUCAAACAAUGUCUCAUCGCAAACUAUAGCUAAAUACCAGAAUUAUGUAAUGUCCGAGGCUUUGGCGCAUCUCGAACGGGAAUGUGAGAAAUACUGUCCAGUUCCAAGAUUUCCACCUAAAAAAGUGACCGUUGUCGGCGCUGGUAGCGACGUCGGUUGUGUUGCCUCACUGUUCCUUAAACAGGAAAAGCUUAUAAAGACACUGGCUUUAUAUGAUGAUGACCCAAAUAACAAAGUACUUGGUAUGGCUACCGACGUGGCUCACAUAGACACCAGCACAGAGGUCGAAGCGUAUCAAGGAAGAGCCUACCUAAAGACAGCCCUAUGGGACGCGGAUGUAGUUCUCAUCUGCGGCGGUCAUUACGUGAUGCCGCCUUGUUGCAAUAUUGAAGACAGAGAUCUCUUUUUCGAGAACCUCCAGCAUGUGCGAACAGUGACCAUAGCCUGCGCUGAAUUUUGUCCCCACGCAAUAAUAGCUAUCCAGACUCCCCCUGUUGAUUGCAACUUUGCGCUAUGUAUACAUACUUUGCAACUAGCUAGAGUUUACGAUAAGCGGAAGGUUCUUGGUGUAAACGCUAUAAACUCUAUGAGAGCCAACCAGCUGUUCUGCUCCAUAACGGGAUCUGACCCAUCGACGAGGUCGACUCCCGUCAUCUGUGGAACCGGCCGAUGUACCAGAGUCCCUGUGUUCUCCGCUGGUAAUGCUAGCAAUUUCCCACAGACUCAGGUUGACUGUCUUACACGUCUCGUAAGAGAAGCUGACGACAUCAUCUGUAAAGUGAAGAGUAACAGUGAACAGGGUCAUCUUUCUAUCGGCUUCGCCACCGCUAGAUUUGUUGUCAAUAUAAUGAAAGGACUCUUCGAAAAACCAACGUUUAUCGACAGCGCACUAGUAGAACAAGCGCAUCCUGAAAAAUGUUACAACAUGACGAUUUGUGCGACGCCCGUGACUGUUGGUAAGAAUGGGAUCCAGGAUUAUGCGGUACCCAAUUUGAACGAAGCGGAGACAAGACUUCUAGAGGAUAGCAAAUGUGAUUUGGAAGACAUGUUGAAUCUUGGUCGCUGCCACGCCGUCGGUGAUGAAUACUUCGUCCAUCCAGCAAAAAUAUGUCCAGGCUGUUAUUGUACUCCCUGUAGAGUUUGCGAGCCUUGCAUGAGAAAAAAAACACAAACUUAAAUGUAACAUGCGUAACAAUUAAAAAUAUAUUAGUCAUUUUGUUUAUUAAAACUGAAAUUUAUGAGCAUUAUGAUGCUCGUAAAAACUUAAGUAUGAAUAAACUGAAAAAUUGUAUCCAUCUUCUGAAAA